This is a messenger RNA of Penicillium angulare, 534 nucleotides long. RefSeq lists its product as uncharacterized. The transcript has a single exon. The record is from RefSeq and is a predicted model, not a curated record. NCBI's taxonomy places the organism in Eukaryota, Fungi, Ascomycota, Eurotiomycetes, Eurotiales, Aspergillaceae. The coding region runs from base 1 to 534 and encodes 177 amino acids.
AUGCGGCUUUCUUACAUUGGACACCUACUUUCAUUUAUCAGCUACGGCACUGUCCUUGUUGACGCAAUCGCUAUUCCGGCUAGAAUGAGCAAGACGACCUCAGUGAAUUCGACCAAUAGCACCCAUGUAGAACUGCGGAAAAUCGAUUGGAGUGUCUCCAAAGGGGGUCUUGACGCAAGUCGAGAUGUUAUAUUGGCAGCGUCAAGCUCUGUGCCAGCCAUUGCUACAGUGCUUGGUUUGGUUCGGAAAGAUAAUGCUAAGAAUUCUUGCGCUCCUAUUAAAGCAAGCGGAGAAUCCAACAACGGGCAGCAAAAGUAUAACUUCAAAUACUGGGUCACUACUACUGGGAAGAACUGCGACACCACGGCAGAAACCAAGACUGUGGCUGCGGCUCUGGAUGGUGCUUGGAAUCAGGUGCACAAGGACAAAUAUAACUGGGCUUGCAUUAAGUUGAGCCAUGGGGGUACUUGGCACGGGCAUCUCGCUGUUGCUACUAUCGGUUCUAGGAAAAAUAUCAACACCAUGUGUAACUAG